Dermacentor silvarum is the source of this 1762-nucleotide messenger RNA. RefSeq lists its product as uncharacterized. Bases 281 to 1762 code for a protein of 493 amino acids. The record is from RefSeq and is a predicted model, not a curated record. Lineage: Eukaryota; Metazoa; Arthropoda; Arachnida; Ixodida; Ixodidae. Gene Ontology annotation, molecular function: nucleic acid binding; zinc ion binding. The transcript has 4 exons.
UGACUGACGCGAAUUGUCUAGAACUUUCUGGAAGACACGCGGGCAUCAGGGAUUAAUCUAGAACCUUCGAUGACUCAGGUAUAAAAGCCGACGCGUUUCGCCGCUGAUCAGAUUUUCGACGAUCGCCGACUGUGUUCGCCGCUAUCGUUGUGCUUUGAGUGUACCUUGCUUUUGUGGGCACAGGUUCGCCCAAUAAUGUCCGUUUUACCAUUCACAGUUUUACGACUGUUCUCUUCACUGUCACUACUACGUGACAUCUGGUGGAGGUGCUAGUGCGUUCAUGCAGCGAACGCCCCCGCAAAGCCGCGAUCCAAGCCCGAAACCGGAGGACAACGCCAACGUCACCAAGGACCAGCGAGCUAGCCGUAGGCAGCAAGGACUUCUGCCGGAGUACGGACUUCUUCCCGAGAAGACCACAGCGAUCAAGGCCAAGUCAACGACCUCAAUGGCAGCCCCAGCGUCCCCCAUCCUGCUGCAACAACCUCGGGAGCCCCCGACCUUCCGUGGAUCAUCGGCUGAAGACCCUGAAACCUGGCUGGAGACAUACGAGCGGACCGCGACUUUCAACAAAUGGAGCGACGACGACAAGCUACGCCAUGUCUAUUUUUCGUUGGAUGACGCUGCUCGGACCUGGUUUGAGAACAGAGAGACCACCCUGGCUACGUGGGACCUCUUUCGUGAAAACUUCGUGAGGACCUUCACGAGUGUCGUACGAAAGGAGAGGGCAGAGGUUCUCCUAGAAACCAGAGUGCAAUUGCCGAACGAGAACAUCGCGAUCUUCACGGAGGAGAUGACUCGCCUCUUCCGCCACGCCGACCCCGACAUGUCUGAAGAAAAGAAAGUUCGGUUCUUGAUGCGGGGUGUCAAAGACCAACUAUUCGCCGGAUUGAUGCGCAACCCGCCCAAGACUGUCGCCGAAUUUCUUUCCGAGGCUACAACGAUCGAGAAGACGCUUGAAAUGCGCGUCAGGCAAUACAACCGCCGUGCCCUGACCAACUACGCCGACGCUCAAGCGCUAGGCGCCGACGACCUGCGCGAGACCAUCAGAGCGGUCGUUCGCGAGGAGCUGCAUAAGCUCUUUCCCCGGUCGCAGCCUCACGUGGCAUCUAUCGCCGACGUCGUCAAAGACGAACUUCAGCGCUCACUUGGAGUUCCCGAUGUGCAGCCACAAUCGCCGCAACCCCAGCCGGAAGCGCUGACCUACGCCGCCGUCGCCCGUCGUCAAGGCCCCCCUCCGCGCUCGCGCCAGGGCCCCGUAACGACGCAGUUCCGUCGUCCACCGCCGCCGCCGCCAGCACGCCCGCCCGUCGCCCAGCGCAGCUACCAGAGGAAGACGGACAUUUGGCGCGCUCCCGACCACCGCCCGCUCUGCUAUCACUGCGGGGAAGCCGGCCAUGUCUACCGCCGAUGCCCAUACCGCGAAAUGGGCCUACGAGGGUUCCCCGUCAACGCGCCGCGUCCCGAUCGAGCGGGUGUUUUGUCGCUAGCCUUCGCGGUUGGUGCUCGUUUUCCCGUGACCGCAUCUGCCCAGCUCACCCUCUCGGUGGUCUCGGUGUCUCUCGUUACGGUCCUUCUGGGGGUGCGGCUGCGCAUCCGGCGAUGCUUCCGGGGGUCCGGGGUGCGGCUGCGGGACCGGGAGCGGCCUCGGCUGCGGGUCUUGGAUCUCGAGCGGGACUUGCCGGCGGAGCUGGUGGCUUUGGCGGCCUCUUCCGCCUCCUCGGCGGCCCAAUGUCGUUCCCAUUGCCUCUUUUUCACGACGUAG